Psilocybe cubensis is the source of this 729-nucleotide messenger RNA. RefSeq lists its product as uncharacterized. The record is from RefSeq and is a predicted model, not a curated record. Gene Ontology annotation, cellular component: mitochondrion. The coding region runs from base 1 to 729 and encodes 242 amino acids. The transcript has 5 exons. Lineage: Eukaryota; Fungi; Basidiomycota; Agaricomycetes; Agaricales; Agrocybaceae.
AUGCCGACGCACCCAAUAUACGCGCUCGAUCUUCGCAAUCAUGGAACAUCACCACAUGCCACUCCAAUGACAUAUGAAGCUAUGGCUGGCGAUGUGCAUGCGUUCAUUCAAGAGCGAGGAAUGAAGGACGUUUCAUUACUUGGACAUUCUAUGGGCGGAAAAGUCGCCAUGUCUUAUGCUCUUUCCCUUGAAAAGUGGAAUGUGUCACCAGGAACGCUAGGAAAACUUAUCAUCGCGGAUAUUGCCCCGUCAAUAGGCAACCUUUCUCCAGAAUUCAUUCGUUACAUCGGUGCAAUGCAGAAGAUUGAAGCGCUUCCUUUUGGCAAGAUCAAAACACGAACGGAUGCCGAUCACAUACUUCAAGCAUACGAAUCAGACGUGUCUGUUCGUCAAUUCCUACUCACAAAUCUUCGACUGCCACAUGCACAUGAGCCGUCGAAAGCCAAAUUCAUUGUCCCUUUGUCCAUACUUUCAAAAUCUAUGGAAGCCUUGGGUUCAUUUCCUUACGAAUUUAAUGCGGCAGAUAACAUAGUCCCGGUAACCUUUGAUGGCCCAACGCUUGCUAUCAAGGGCACCAAGAGCCCGUAUAUAAACCAUAAAAAUAUUCCGGCUUUGAGAGCAUUUUUCCCUAAUGUACAACUGGAAGAGCUCGAUGCUAAUCAUUGGGUGCAUGCCGAAAAACCUCAUGAAUUCAAGAAAUUGGUCGUCGAUUUUUUAAACGAUAACUAG